AUGAGAACCCUAAGCCCUCAGCUCCUCUCUCCUUGCUGUUACAUUCUUCCUUCUCCCACCAUCAUUGGCCGCCGCCCCUCCCCCCAUCGCACCCAUUUCAUCCGCUCAACUUGCAACACCACCGAUAACCCUGACAUCUGCUACUCGUCCAUCCCUUCUGCUCUGGCUAUCGUCGGCAUCACCGUGGCUCUUCCAAUGGUCCGUCGUGUAGCCUCCGAUGUCUCUGCUCUCUCUCGCAAAGCCAACGACAGCUAUGCGGUCGCGCUUAGCAUCUGCGUUAAGACCCUUGGGACCGCGAUAGAUGACGUAGGUGGCGGGUUAUAUUGGCUGCGCCAGUUAGCAGAAGCCAAAGGCCGUGAUUUCGAGUUCAAGAUGUUCUCCCUGAAAACCGAGUUGUCAGCGGCGAUUACGUACGAGACGACGUGUACGGACGGGUUCAAAGAUGAACCAGAAGUCCGGUGAAGAAGGGGGUUGUGGAUCGCGUGGCGUAUGCGGUUGAGUUCACAGCCAUGGCCUUGUCGCUUGUGACUUAUUAAGCCAAUCAUCACUGAUCGCCCCAAGAUGCUGGAUCAUGAAUUCCCGGAACCCGUGUCUAAUCACUUUCGCUGGAGAUUAUUGUUUUAAGACUUCUAUUUUCCGAUUGAAUAUAUCGAUAGACCUUUAGAAAUCAGAUAGAGCAAUUUAUAGUCAAUCGUAUAA
This is a messenger RNA of Prosopis cineraria, 699 nucleotides long. Its product is annotated as 21 kDa protein-like. Bases 1 to 462 code for a protein of 153 amino acids. Gene Ontology annotation, biological process: negative regulation of catalytic activity. Gene Ontology annotation, molecular function: enzyme inhibitor activity. NCBI's taxonomy places the organism in Eukaryota, Viridiplantae, Streptophyta, Magnoliopsida, Fabales, Fabaceae. The transcript has 2 exons. The record is from RefSeq and is a predicted model, not a curated record.